This is a messenger RNA of Closterium sp. NIES-67, 2971 nucleotides long. Lineage: Eukaryota; Viridiplantae; Streptophyta; Zygnematophyceae; Desmidiales; Closteriaceae. The record is from the annotation of a GenBank genome assembly.
CUGAAUCUUGACCCUAACGAGAUCGGAAUCCGCAGAAAACGCGAGGUUUCUGGCUCUCGUUGGCGUUGGCGAGAUGAAAUUGCAGGCUGAUCGCUUGUUUCGUCGCUCCCGACUGUCAGCUGGCGAAGCGUCACGGUGACGCCUGGAGGACUUUCCCUUAGCGACUCGGGUUACGCAUUACGCGGCGCACGCACCGCGCCAGAUUUUUUUAGGCUUAAAUACGCGCAAAGAGCUCUUACCCGCCUAUAAACCCUCGUUGACUACAUGGCGGUGCUUAGUAGGCCAUUCGGAUCGCGAAUGGUUACCACGAUAUCGUUGCGAAUGACAACUUGGAUGUCGCCGAAGGCGAUCGUUACAGCAACGUCGCAUAACUGUCGCAAACUUCAUCCACUUCUCGCCAUCCAUCCCGCUCAUCCGACCCAUCUCCUCCGUCCGAUCAUCUCUGGGUCGUUCUCCGCCGUCGGAUCUAUCCCCUCAAUACCAUCCUGUCCGUCGAUUCCCCAAGCAACAGCAAACCCUAGUCCCGAUCCUCCCAAUCCUCUCUUCGCACCGGCUCCGAGCUGCUGUCCUUCGUUGCAUCUCCUUGCAAAGCCCCCUCACACUAUACCCGAGGAGGCUCCUUUCCCUCCUUUCCUUAGCGCUGGGACCAUCCGAUCCUUCUCAUCCGUGAAUGGCGCUGCACGUGGCGGGAAGGGGCAGCGCCAAUAUCAGGAGAGCCGGGAAAACCGGAACCAGCAGCGCCGCGCGGAGGGGCAGCAGCAGCAGCAGCAGAGGGAGCAUCGCCAGCAGCAGGACCAGCAGCAGCAGGGGGAGCAGCGGCGGCUGGAGGGCGAGAGCCACAUGGUGGCGGUUCGAGGGGCCUUCCGCCAGCUGGCCGAGCCGCUGCAGUGGGUGCUCCGUGGGGCGGCGUUCUUUGUCCCGACGCGCAUUCAGGAAGAGGGCAUUCCACGUCUUUUAAAGGGGGAGAGUCUCUUCCUAUCGUCCCCCUCAGGAUCAGGCAAGACCCUUGCGUAUCUCCUCCCCGUCCUGCACCUCCUCCACCUCCCCUCCGUCUCCUCCCCCCUCUUCUCGCCCCCCCACGUCCCCUCCUCUCGCCUGCGCCACCACCGCAAGGAGACCAGAGGGAAGGAGCGCUCAACAGCCAAUAGCAAUGCGCCACCUGGCAGUGGUGCUGAUGUUCGUGGUGGUGGUAUUGAUGCUGCUGCGGGUGCCAGUGGCCCGUUUUGUCUUGUUUUGACGCCCACGAUGGAGCUGGCCAAUCAGGUGGCGGAGGAGGUCCGCCAAUUCACUCGAUCCAUCCCGGAGCUGAAGGUGGAGGUGGUCACUGCUGCAGGCUCAGGGCACACUGUAUCCCAGGUUCGCUCGCUCUACCGCCGCUCCCCCGAUGUGCUUGUUGCCACGCCUGGUCGGCUGCUGAGGCUAUUCCAACAGGCAGCUUCCGAGAAGCACCCACCACUGGGACCCUUGACACUGACCAGAACCCCCAUUGCAGCUGAAACUGCAUCAACUGAAACUGUUGAAACCACUCCAUCAGAAUCCGUUUCAUGUGGAGAUGAAACCCGUUCAAGAGCUGUGGAAACGGCAGAAAGCUCAAAAGAAUUGGGACUGCCCGAAAGUUCAAGAGCAUUGGAAUUACCACCAGACGCAGGCAAGCUGUCAGGCAAGGAUGCUCUGGGCUCCCUGCCGAAAGAUUUUCUCGGGCAGGUUCGGCACUGGGUGGUGGAGGAAUGCGACAAGAUGGCUGAGAUGGGCCUUCUGGAAGACCUGAGGAAAGUUUUUUCGCUGCUGCCCAGACCGCAAAAGGCAAAGGCGGGGACGAGGAGGGAUCAGCGGCCACACAUGCAGGUCGUUCUCGUGUCUGCCACCAUCCAUCCCGAAUCCGAGCUGCUUCUGCGGCGCUUUGCUCCCAAAGGCGAUAUGCUGAUCGUGCAACCGUCCACUUCUGACAAGCCCUCCGUAAAGCAGCUGGCCUAUCGCGUCCACCCUCGAAGGAAAACUGCUCUGCUUCUCUACCUCCUUCGACGACGGGCGUCACUGCGGACCCACCAGGUGCUGGUCUUCGCUCGCACCGUGCUUCGAGCCCAGAGGCUUCACCAAGCGCUGACAGAGGGAGGAAUCACCGCAGCCUUGCUGCAUGGUGACCUGACAGGGGCGGCAAGGCGACAUGCGCUGGAGGCAUUUAAACAGGGAACCGUGCAGGUCCUGGUAGCCACCAACGUUGCAGCGCGCGGUGUUGACAUCCCCAACCUCCCCUUUGUGGUGAACUUCGACCUCCCAGGCAGCCCGCAAGAAUAUCUGCAUAGAAUCGGCCGAACGGGGCGGGCAGGGGCGGCUGGAACUGCAAUCAGCUUUGUUGGGACACUUGAGACUCUUGAAUCGGAGACAAGUGAAGGCGGACACACCAAAGAGCCGAAUCAACUAGCGGAAAUGCCAGACUGGAUGGAGGCUGCCCAGAAGUUGCUCGGCCAGCGCAUUGAGUUUCGGAAAGUCCCCGGCCCCUGGAGAGACGAGCCGGCUGGCGACUCUUGACUCUUCUUGACUCUUUCUUGAGGCGAUGCAAAGGUUGCACAAGUCCCCAGACCCUCGAGAGCCGACCCGCUACAAAUGACAUGGCCUUCGAAGGACAGUCACCCCAAAAAGGUUCCAUACCAUAGUUGUCCCAGAGGCUGUGGGGCCCUGAUACUCACUAUUUGCGGUUGCUUCAGUUGUAGUGGUACCAUAUUAUUGCUAGUAAGAAACAUGCGUACAAAUGAGGUACUACUGAGAGCGUGUUCCUAUGGCCUCUUCCCAGGCCAACCUCUCCCCAACUCGCGUGCUACAGUGCCACGAACUUUGACGCGAAGUUGACGCAAAAUGGUGCAGCGCGGUUUCGCAUGGUGUGACGCGAAAUUGACGCGAAUUUGGGCUCGGAAUUGCCGAGAUUCAGGCGAGAGGGGAAGUCUGGGAUGAGGUUGGCCUGGGAAGAGGCCAU